AUCAACCCACUGAUACAGCUCUUACAACUGCUCCAACCAACACUACAGCCUUGCGUGGUUCCCCUAUGUCACUAAAUUGUGUUACAGAUGCCAACCCAGCAGCCCAUGUGUAUCAGUUCUAUCUUAAUGACUCUUUUAUUAGCAACAGUAGCUCAGGCGUGCUCAACAUCACUGUUGAUACAGAUGGAGUGUACACCUGUGUUCCUAUCAACAAAGUUGGCACAGGACACAAUGCUACUGUCAGCAUCACCAUGGUUGGUAAGUUCAGUGCAUCGUCGAUCGUUUUCACAUGAUUUUCGUAGUAACAUACAAGUGUGUACCAAACUAAUGAAGCUGUGACCAUUUAAGUGAUGGAGUUUGAAUUCUGUUCCCAGGUAAAGAUAAUUUUGUUCCAACAAAUGGGUAUAGUUCAAGGCUCAAAAUUGUGACUGAUACUGUCACCAGUGCGACUAACAUUUUCUCCUUGGUGACUAAAAAUUCUUGUUUAGUCGCCACUUUGGUGACCAGAUUUCUCUAUGAUUUAGAUUUAAAUUUAAAGUUAAAACAAAUUUUUCAUGUACCAAAUUGCAUAGCCAAGGCCAGUUUACCUCCAAAUAAUAAUUAUUAUUUAUAUCAACUUGUGUCUGCAAUUUUUUCAAAUGGUAAACUCUGAUGGAUGGCACCAUACUAUGAGCUGUGUCAUUUGGUGACUAAAAAUUUGCAUCUGGCGACUAUUUUUCUACAGUUGGUCGCCACCUGAGGAUUUUUUAAAUUUCGAGCCCUGACUUAGUUGCUGACCAUGUGAGUCAAAAACGUUAUAUACUUAGUUCUCACCAUACUGCAUGUAACACAAAUACUGAAGCUGUCAUCAAUUAUUUUUUAACACUGUUUCUCUUUCUUCAGUUGCUCCAUCAGUAGAAAUCUCCAAUACAAUGCUGAUUGCAGUUGAGGGAAGCAACGUGACAUUAUCCUGCAAUGCUUUUGGAAAACCUCCUCCAAUAAUAACAUGGACAAGAAUAGGUGACUCUAAAGUCUUUCCUCAAGGUUCAUCAAUCACUAUUGUGAAUGUCACCAGACCUGGAACCCCUGAUAACAUGAUCCAGUAUCAGUGUACAGCUAGUAAUGGAGUGAGGAGUCCUGCUAAAGCUGUGGCGAAUAUUACUGUCCAGUGUAAGUACGAUGUUCAUCCAUCGUACUGUAAAUCCUCUAAUAACAUGAUGGGUGUAUAUAUAAACAACCAAAGCCCUAAUUUGCACAAGAAAGCAAAACCCUGAAGGAUUCUGGCAGUAGUAGGACAAUAAUGAUGCCAUGUUGCAAAUGAAAUAUUUUUUUAGCUUUUGACUUCACUUUUAUCAAUCACCUUUAUUUUGGGUUCAGUUUUUGAACAUCACGUUCAAAUGUGAAAUAAUUCUGUCCAAUGGCUGUCAACUUUCUUUUAACUGCAAGCUUUUUUGACAGCUAUGGUAUCUGCCUCUGACUGCUCUCAUAUUAAAGUUUUAUCCAAUUUCUUUUCUCAUCCUCCCUCUUCAGCGGCCAUACUAUCCUAUGUUUUUUUAUACUUUACAAACAAACAAUAUUGCAGAAAUUUACAAUUCAUUACAAUCAAGUCUAAUUAUUGGUUACUAAAAGUUAUAUUACAUUAAAACAGAUGACUAAUUUUACAGAGAAAUGAAGAAAAAGACGAAAAGAAAGACAAAGUCCAAAAAAUGACUACAAAAGCAAAUACAAGAAGGUUGUCUGCCUUUUAGUCUUCCCUCCCUCCCAUCUGCCCUGCUACAGUGUAUCCUGUCGUUGCUACCCAGCUAUGGGUAGCUUUUGUUGUAGGCACCAAGUACAUGAAGGUCAAAAAUGUUAACACCUCUUGUAUUCAUGGAAAUUCGUGUUUUUUAUUUUCCCUCCAUAAAUGCCCUCUUAGUUUUGUCCGUAUGUGCACCCAUACAGCUGCACCUCACUCAACAGUCUCCUAUGGGUGUGGUCCAAGAGCGAAUUUCAAUGUUACCACAAAACGAAAUACACCUUUAAUUGGGUAUGAGUAAGGAGGUAAUGGAACUCAAAAAACCGAACACAAAAUUUUGUGCUUUUGACCUUUGCAUAGCAAGGAAAGAAAAUGCAAGUAACUCCUAAUGUAAAUUGUUUAAAUUUUUCUUUUAUUAAAAAAAACGUUGUCUUUUAGUUGAACCUCAAAGGGUUAAGGUCUCCUGACCUUUUGGUUUUCUUUAACAGGCAUAUUUGUUGCCUUUGUUCUUUAGAUCCGCCAACUAGUACAGGUUUAACAACUUCUCUGGUUAACACCACAGUGCUAUUGGGCUCUACUGUGUCUCUUAAUUGCAGUACAGAUGCCAAUCCUGCUGCUUACAUGUAUCAGUUUUACUUUAAUGAUGCCAUUAUUGGCAACCGUAGCUCGGGUCUGUUAAACAUCACUGUUGAUGCCGAUGGAGUGUACACCUGUGUUCCUAUCAACACAGUUGGCACAGGACACAAUGCUACUGUCAGCAUCACCAUGGUUGGUAAGUCACUCAUAUUUUUAGUGGAGUGAGCGUUUUCACGGUUUGUUCUUAAUUUUAUGACUUUUUAUGUCAUGCACUACAUACAAUAGCACAAAUACCAAAUCCACGCUUUUUGUUCUGAAUGAACUGCUGAAUGUUUUCCAUGUGCAAACCCUUCACAGCUUUAGAAAUGACUGGGUGAAAAAAUUCAACUCUAAAGUCCUUGCCCAAUAUCUUUUCUAACAUUGUGUGCUUUGUUCUGUUUUCUUCAGUUGCACCAUUAGUAAAAAUCUCUGACACCAUUCUGACUAUAGUGGAAGGAAGCAAUGUGACAUUAUCCUGCAAUGCUUCUGGAAAACCUUCUCCAAUAAUAACAUGGGCACGGGUGGGUGACUCUAAACUCUUUCCUCAAGGGUCAUCCAUCACUGUUUUGAACGUUAGCAGACCUGGUACCCGAGAUAAUAUUAUCCGGUAUCAGUGCACAGCCAGUAAUGGAGUUGAGAGUCCUGUUGAAGCUGUUGCAAAGGUUACUGUUCACUGUAAGUAUAAUAAAAAAAAGCAUGUUUGCAAACAUGAAAUUUGUAUUUUGUAAGAAUGUCGCUAACGCCAGUGAUACCCAAUUCCAGGUUUUGUUCAGCAGCGAAAGUUGCAGUUCUGUAUCUGUUCUCAUUCAGCCAAGUUCCACAUAAUGAAUAGCCUAUUUACGUGGUUUGCACAAUCUUGAAAACAUCUUGAAUUUUAGUAGCCAUCUUAAGAAAUCCUUGAAGUCGGUUGAGGUCCUCGAAAACUAAUCGAUUUCUUAAUUAAGUUGUAAAAAGUCCUUGAAAUUCACUACCUUGUUUACGCCACACCAUUUUCUGGGAAAUUAGAAUAUGUUGUGGAGAACAAUUUGGCCCCUCCUCAGUGGAAGAACAUGUAGACCUCACAGGUAAUGUAAAAACAUUUUUGCGGAUGAACAACAUUUUAUUGUUUCUUUAUUUCAAAUCCUUUCUCUUUUCUUCAGAUGCAACUGCAAGUCAGUGACUGUUGUUAUUUUGCAAAGUGUUGUUACAGAAAGUACUAUAAAAUAAUUUGAUCAACCACGGCUGAUGAGAAGUAGAAAUCGUAACUUACUCCAUUAAGUGUUUUUACCAAUAAGGUGUUCAAAGGGGAAUAUAGAAAGCCGAAUGAUUGAAUAAAUCUUAGUCCUUGGAAACUGCAACUUGUCCGUAAAAAGUCCCUGAAAAGCCCUUGAAGUUUGUUUGUCUGAAGUUGUACAAACCAUCUAUUUCACCAUUCAACAUUUCUAAUUCGGCAAGAUACACAGUCCAGGCAUUUUGAAAUCUGGCCUGUUACAAAUUGCAACAGAAGCUUUCUCAUCAUUAAACAGUUAGUUUAAACCUGUUAACAAACAUGCUAACAGUCUUAAAUAUCCAAGCAUGGGAACACCUACCAAUACAGGCCGCUGUUAUGUCCUUCUUUCCUAUAGCAUGAAAAUGAGGGUCUAAACCGUAAGUUGUUAUAAUUGAGUUAUUUUACUGCUAGAAAUGAAGCCAUUAUUCUCAUGCCCAAGAGUAUACUAUCAACGAAGUGAUUUAGAGAUGAAAAAGUCUUUUAAAAAGUUCCCAAUAAAUAGCUCUCUGAAAAUACAAUGUUUUGUAAAGAUAACAUUAGUUAAGCAGUAGUCAGGAACCUCAUUCGAUUGUGUUUGGUUAUUGUUCUUGUAAGCAGGAUACAAGAGAGCGGUACUGGGGACAACAAUUUUGUCAAAUGGAAAGGGACAUUUUGGUCCGACUGACUGACCAAAAUAACCAGACCAGUUAAAGUGGACAACCUUUAAAGCUGGUCCCGAAUAUUCCAGUCAGAGCAAACUGAAAUGGUCUGUUCCAUUUGAUGUACCAACUGAAACUUCCGGAAUUUUGGGUUGAAUGGAAAGUGCCCGUACUUGAUUUUCCCUGACAUUGCAUGCGAUAUCUUGAAUCAUGUCUAUCAUGAUCCCAUCCCUACCACUGCUUGAGUUGUGUAUACACUAGUCUUCAUUUAAGCUCUUCAUUUCGAGCGAAGAGCAAGUGUGCCAUGAGAGAAUGUGCGAGCGAGAGGUACUGCAGAAAGGAAUGCAAGCAACGCUCAGUGAGAGAUUACAUACUGUUGACUGUGUGGGUGUUUUCAAAGGUUCGAUUUUGAGGCCUCAACCGUCAAAGCAGAAGGAACUGUAAAGUAGUAGUCGCAAGUAGACUAUCUCGAUGAUGCCAGAAUCUAAGCGAGUUUUUUGUGCUUGUAGAAGGAAAGUAAGAAUAAGUUACUGAUGGGAAGAGUUUCCCUAUAGUGAAAACACAAUUCAGACUCUUCAAUGCAAAGCUUUCAUUGACUUCUUUUGUACCCUUGAGCCACCUUUUCUGCCACAUUUCUAACUUCUUUAAAGUGGUUUGUUGUGAAAGCUCUUUUGGUGACAUUCCAUACUGUUUUGCAGAUCAGCCUAAGAUCCUCUCUGCUCCAUCACCUCAACAAGUUGUGGAGGGCAAUGGAGCUAUCCUGUUCUGUAACGCAACUGGCUAUCCAGAACCAAAUAUCACUUGGACAAAGCAAGGAAAUGAAAUCGUGCUGUCUACGUUAGAGGUUCUUAACUUGACCAGUCUUAUGAGAGAAGACAAUGGAGCAGUGUACACAUGUAUCGUGCAGAAUUAUCUCGGAACUGUGAAAGCUUCUGCUAUGGUUACAGUAUUUUGUGAGUAUUCCGAUUUUGUCUUUGUAUGAAGCAGUAUGAGUUCUUUUUUUUUUUUUAAAAAAAUAGAAAACUGACUGGUAGUGGCCAGGGUUGUUUGGCUGCUCAUUUUUGUAUUGUUAGGCAUAAGAAACAGGAGGCUGCCUUUUGAUGUGAGCGAUUCAUGCAUCGUUUUAAUGGCAACCUAAAUGAACACAAUCAGAUGUUUUAAAUGACAGCUUUCGUGUUUCUUGAAAGCGUGGAAGAAAAGAAACACAUAUUUGUCAAGUCGAGCCGUUUUCUGGCCACUGUCUGAUUACGAAGAGGAAUGGAAAUUGUUUAUAAUUCUAUCAGAAGGCUGCGUUCUGUUACUAAGAUCAGCUAUUUGUAUGUACAGAAGGCAAAAUUUUGACCUGUUGCAUGUCACUCCAUUCGUCGUCUGCCUUUCUUCCUCUUUUUGAUGGACAUUGACUUAAAUUCAUUUCGGUGGGAAAAGGGUUUGGGAAAACUAAAGAUAGGUAGUGAAGCAAGAUUUUCAUCAGUCAGGAGUUUUCAGGUCAUUUUUGCAUCUUUUUUUUUUGGAUAGUUCAAUAACUACACAACAGUUCAAUAACCACACCACUAGUUUAAUGACCAUGCAUUAGUUCAUUGAGCAUAAACUACAAGUAGCUGUGAAAAAAUAGCCACAAACACAUUAGGUUUUUAUUAAUAUGAAUUUGUUGUAUUAAUUAAGUGGUAAAUACUCAUUACAACAUAGCGCGCGUGCUUGCCCUAUAUAAGUCCUAUUGAGCCGCUAUGAACAAAAUCUUUAUUUACGCACGCCCGUGCGUAAAUAAGAUGACGUGAGCAUUUUUUUUUUUUGCCUGGCUGCAAAGUUGUCGUCUUUUAAGCUGCAGUGCACUUUUCGUUCUCUUUAAAAUGUGGAAGAAACCAGCGAAGAACUGCCCAAUUUUUCUAUCGGCAUUGACCUUUUAGGUCCCGAUCCAACAAGCAGCAAAAAUAAAGCCGAAUUUAAAAAAAACUUGCAAGUUGAGCGUUUCGUAAAUUUGUCGAAGAGGAGCUGCAGCAAAUUUUGGCUGAAAGACAUUCACUGGGAACAGAACAGACACCAACUGCUCAUCAACAACAUUUAAAGGCAAAAUUUCCGUUUUUAUUGUUGUUUUUAAAUUUGUUAUGCACUUUGUUAUCUCCGUACAAUCCGACUUAACCAGGAAGAUUUAUCUCGCAAUAACAACACAAAUUACACAAGAAGACAUAAAUUAUUACUCACAAAAACAACUGCUGCCAGGUCUUCUCAAGAAGCCGUAAUGACCAGCCAAUGUUCGUAAAUGAAUGUAAGUUUAAAGAAGGAUGACAGUCGUCUUCGCUAAAAAACAUGUUUUCUGGAUUUCGCCGAGCAAAACGUAAACAUCUUUUCAGCAAAUCCAAACCAUACUCCACGACUUCUUACGAACAUGUUAGUAUUUUAACUUUAGGUGAACUUUAAGACUCUUUUACCUUUGUUUCUGCUUAGUUUCCAUAGAUCGUUAACGAAUAAAGAAGCAAAUUUUCUUUCUCACUUUUACAGAAAGAAUAUUUUCAUUCAAACUAGACGAUUGUGGCGUGUUCGUAAUCAGCCAGUAGAAUCGUUUGUUAUUGUGUCGCGCGUUACGAGAAUUUUGCAGUUAAUCAAAAAGCAAGGAUUUUUGUCAGCUAUGUUAUAAAAGAAUUUGCUCAUGCUUUUAGCUGUGCGUAUAUCGAGUUAUGGAUGCACUUGGCAAGUUUGGAGAGCACUCAAGAAGCUAGAGUUGCACUCGGCUAUCGCCUCGUGCAACUCUUACGCAUCUUUCGUGCUCUCCAAACGUCCCGCGUGCAUCCAUAACUCGAUAUACGCACGCUAAGCAUGAACAAAUUCUUAAUUUAGCAAUGAUACAAGAACUUAAUUGGGAAGUAGCUAUGGUACAUUGUUAUUAAGUUCUAGUGAGGGCGGUAAUGUAAACAGGAACAUAGAGUGAUUGUAAUUUAAAAGUUAUAGUCUGCUCAGAAGGUCUGUCAUUCUCAUCAAGGGCACAGUAAACAUACCUGGAAAGAGAGUCAGCGCCAAAAAGGGAAAGCCAGCUCAGUCCAGAGGAAUUUUCACACUAAAUAACCAGACAAAGCACGCGUUGAGAAAGAAGAAAACAUAACGGUGAACAGAGGUGGAAACCUUGUUUUUAGACUCUCUUUCUGCACGUUUCAAACUGUGGCACCACCCUGAUGUACUGAAUCAUGCUCAUUCAGGAAUAUUUUAAAAGAACUCUCCCCCAUAAAGUUAGGUGUCAAAGUUGUCUAUGAUCAUUGAAAGUGAUGACCUCACAGACAGUACAAGGAGGUUCAUAUGUGAGUAGGUUACUCAUUAUACAGGUAGGUUAUUGUAUGAUUUUCGUGUUCUAUGCACCAAACCUAUCGGUCCCACCGUACGAAAGGUCCCUUGGUCAAAAUCAUUCUUAACCAUAGUUGUGCUUAUCUAUUCAUGUGUAAGAGUAAAGGUUACAAAUGUUAUUAAAGGCUACAUUAUAUUUAUGGGCAAUGUGAAAGGCUUUGACCUCUGCUUUCAAUUCAAAUUAGUGAUUAAAUCUGUCUGGUAAACAUGCACAUAGACAAUGUUUGUCAACCAAAAUGACUUCAUAUUCCUUACAGAUGCACCAACAGUUGCAAUCCAGCAGUGCACCUCUCCAAUUACUGAGAGUAACAAUGUUACACUUUACUGUAAUGCUUCCGGAAACCCAAUGCCCAAUAUUACAUGGACUGGACCAUACACAAGUGCAGUUCUAUCAUACAGCAACAUACUACUCAUGGAAGCUAUAAAAAGGAAUGCAUCAGGAAGUUAUGUUUGUCGUGCAUCUAGUAGUUUUGGGAUGGACAACACUUCCUGCAAUAUUGACGUUCAGUGUAAGUUUUCUUUGGAUAGUUAGUAGAGUAGGUUUUUAAAUGCGAAACUUUUUGCAUGCGAACUUCAAUUUGUUGCAAGAAAGAAAGAAACAGAGCUUGGUUUCUCUUCUGUUGUGGGAAAUCCUACAAACCCUUGGCCUUACAAGUCUCUCAAGAGUAGGUAGUUACCGUGCAUCUCAUAACCGGGCCUAGGAAUCUUUUACAACUUAUUCUGUUGUCUUUGUCCAUUAGAUCAACCAACUGGUACAGCUCUUACAACUACUCCAACCAACACCACAGUAUUGCGUGGUUCCACAGUAUUAUUAAACUGCAGUACAGAUGCCAACCCUGCAGCCCAUAUGUAUCAAUUGUACAUCGACGACACCAUUAUUGGUAAUAGCAGCGAUGGUCUGUUCAACAUCACUGUUAAUGCAGAUGGAGCUUAUACCUGUGUUCCUAUCAACAAAGUUGACACAGGAUCAAAUGUCACUGUUAACUUCACCGUGGUUGGUAAGAAAACAAUGGACAAUGUGAAUUUUUCAGUUUUAAACUUAAAUCUGUUACCCUUAUUUAGUUCUUAACAGUAUCAACUCAACGAUUCUUUUGUUAGUUGCACCAACAAUAGAAAUCUCUAACACAGUGCUAAUUGCUGUGGAAGGAGGAAAUUUGUCAUUAUCCUGCAAUGCUUCAGGCAAGCCUGCUCCAGUAAUAACAUGGAUACAAGUGGGUGACUCUGAAGUCCUUGCCCAAGGUUCAUCCAUCAGUGCUGUGAAUAUCACCAGACCAGGGACCCCUGAUAGUAUGAUCCAGUAUCAGUGUACAGCCAGUAAUGGGGUGGAGAAUCCUGCUAAAGCUGUGGCGAAUGUUACUGUCCACUGUAAGUACAGCAUCAAGCCUACUUAAAUUUUCCACGUAUUCUCUUUAAGAAUCGAAGUUUGGUGGUUACAAUUAACGUGGCAAAGCCACAAACACAAACAUUACCUAAUUUGAUAAACAUGCGUAUGUGCAAUAUUUAAAGUUUUAUUUAAUCUGCUUUUGCCAACUUUGCAUCCGGAGCUGUGAAUAAAGACGAAUUUGCUUGAUGGUUAUACCCACAACAGAGCAUUUUCGCCCGAUUAUCACAAGAAGCAUCUUACUUCAAGCUCGUUGAAGUUCAAAUAUUUCAUGACAUGUAACGUAUGAUAUCAAAUGAUGUCAUUAUUUUUUUGGGUGAAGUACCUUUACCUAUGGAUGCAGCCAAGGGGUAUUUUAUUUUGAGGAAAGUAGUACUUUGUCAUCCCUCCAUUAACAGCAAGUUUAAAUAUGUCCUGUAGUUUUCCAGGUGCCAGGAGUUAUCUAAACACCACCUCAACCCACAUCUUCUUUUUCCUUAUCAACCUCUUGUUUUUAAUUUUCUGUCCAGCCUUUUAAGCGGUAUGUUCGUAAAAUGCUCCUUUCUAAUGCUGUUGUUGUAGAGAGAGGAUUCGAUCAUAUGAGCUUUUCUUAUAAGCCUCAAAACAUAGCAGACAAAAGAAGACAUCUCUUAAAGGAUCGUUUUUAAGGAUUUUUAUUUACUGUUACGACUUGCCAUGUUGACUUGUCAGCCAUGUAGCGUACAAUACUAAAGGUGGAGAUUAUAGCCACUGCGAACGUCUGAUGUAUGAUGGCGGUUCUGGACAUCUUGCUGUGAAAGAUAUCUACCUGGACAUUCUUUAAAACGUUUUCACGGAAUUGCUUGCGCAUACAAUGACAACAGACUUUCUUAAAAUGCUAAAUGCAUGAUAAAAGUGUUCGUCGUGCUUGCACCACCUAGCAACACCAGAUUAGUUGCCUUUUAAUUCCGAAAAAAGAAGAACACAGAUGACAGGACAUUCCAGGUAUGUGAAGGGAAACUUUCCCUCUCUCUCUUUCGCUCUCUAUUUUAACUUUGCGGAUUGAAAACAUUCCCAAACUUAUUUUUAAAGCAUGAACUUGGACAUAUUGGAAGACAUGUGCCAAAGUUAUCUUGGCUUUAGUCUUUUUGUAGUCGCUUCUUCUUUGGAUAUAUCAGUGUCAUAAGACAGUGCAUCUGAAGUGUUUUUUCACCUUUCAAGUUAGAAAAGGUAGCUUUUAUUGGAACCAUGUCAUCUUAAGCAUGUUGCCAUUCAGUGCAGAAUUUCUCUUUUUCGCUUCCUUGAUUGUUAUUGUAAUGUUUUGUUAUUUUUUGAAAAUCUUGUUGAAACUCUUAGGCAGUUCUUAGGAAACCAUAGAUGAAUUGUUUGGAUAGAGUUAACAGUUUUAAUGCCAUGGAAAACUGUUGAAGAAAUGAAUUUCUAUUAGAUCUUCAAGUUUUAAUGGAAAUUAAUAUCUCCAUGUGCGGGAAGGUGAAAAGCAUUACAGUUUCUUCCUCAUUUGAAUAGAUCCACCGGAGAUUGUCUCCACUCCAUCACCGCAGCAAGACCUUUAUGAAGGCAAGGGAACUGUUCUUUUCUGUAAUGUCACUGGUAAUCCACAACCAAACAUUAGUUGGACCAAACAAGGAAAUGAUAGUGUACUGUCGACCUUACAGACGUUAAACCUGACUGUUCUGAAGAGAGUCGACAAUGGAGCAGUUUACAAAUGUAAAGUGCAGAAUUAUCUCGGACUUAUGGAAACUACUGUCAUGAUUUCAGUGCUAUGUAAGUAAUGACUGCAUACUAUCUCUGAGCACGCACUGUGAUUAAUCAGGACCUUUCUUCGAUCAAGAUAUGCCUUCUAUGCUCAGGGGAAAGUAAGGAAAUCUGUUAAAAAGUCACAAACAUUUUCAUGUUGACCAUGUGAGUGAAAAGUCAGAUGAUCGCCAGAUGAGUGGCAACCCUGAUAAAGGGGUGCCUUUUCUCCACUGAGAUUGAUGCAAUCUUUUUACUUGGUUGCGGCAGGUUGGGUAGUGGUCAGGGUAAUAAUUUCCUCAUUGGCAGGGAAAAGUGAGGGAAUUUUACUUUGAGUGAGGGAAGGUUAAAAAACAUCUUUGAAAGAAGUCAGGAAAAAGUGAAAUUUAGAGAUAACUAAAAUAUUUAUUGCCAUCUCAGUGAGUGGAAUAAAAAAUGGCAUAUUGUUUAAUGACAUUGAACAAUACACUGAUGUUGCACUUUCAAGAAAUCAAUCCUUCUCACAGAAGGAUAAAUAAAUGGUCGUAGAGAACGGCUGUAAGAGGCUAUUCUCGGGACUAAUUAUUUAUGCAGUUGGUCAGGGAAAAUUUUACAUUUAUCACAGAAAAGUCAGUAAAUUUAAAAAGACCUAUGGCCUUGGCAACCAUGUUUAAAGUGCUCUUUUUGAUCAAGUCUAAGUUGACUCUGCUUUUUCCAUAUAUUAAAAAUUGUUAGAUAUUUCAUACAGUACUUACACAUUGAGAAACUCCCUGGCAGAACUUAUAUCCCCAACUAUUCUUUUUAUGUUUGCUUUCUAGAUGCACCUACUGCAACCAUCCAGCAGUGUUCUACUCCAGUCACUGAGGGUAAUAAUGCAACUCUUUAUUGUAAUGCUACUGGUAACCCGGCUCCAAAUAUUAUGUGGAUUAGAAAAAGUACAAGGCAAGUUGUGUCAGCAAACAAGGUACUUGUCAUUGAAGCCAUCAAAAGCAAUGGAUCUGGCAGUUAUGAAUGUCUUGCUUGGAAUGGCAUUGGGAACAACAGCACCAACUCCUGUACAGUUGACGUAUACUGUAAGUAAAAAAUAAGUCAAUGGUUGAAUCACAGUUUGAGGAGAGAACCACCCCUGGCUAAACAGUGGGAGUUUUGGAUCGCCUCUGGUUGCUAACUGGAUUUGUUCCUUUCUAGUUUCUAGUUUAAUCCUCAAUUGCACUUGUGAAUAGUCAAGUGGUUUGUCCCCUGCUGGUGGUUCUUACCCUCGUUAUUACGUUUUCAUUAAUUUUUUUGCUUGGCUUGUUUGCUCAGCCCUGCUAUCUUUUGUGCUAUAACUGCUAUGAGUGUAAAUAGGGUCAUUAUUAUAGUGGUUGUUUUAUGCGUGGGAUACUUUGGUAAAGUAUUGGCUGUUCGGUAUUUCUUAGAUACACCAACUGGUACAGCUCUCACAGCUGAUCCUACCAACACUACAGUGCUGCGUGGUUCUACUGUGUCACUUAACUGCAGUGCGGAUGCCAAUCCAUUGGCUUACUUGUAUCAGUUCUACUUAAAUGACACCAUUAUUGGUAACAGCAGCUCAGGUGUGUUCAAUAUCACUGUUGAUGCAGAUGGAGUGUAUACCUGUGUUCCUGUCAACCAAGUUGGCACCGGGCAGAGUGCUAUGGUCAGAGUAACUGCUGUUGGUGAGUUUAAAAUGCAGGAUUCUUAUUAAUUCUACACUUUAGUUAACCCAUCCAAGGACAAUAUUGUGAUCAAACGUGUGAAUGAGGAAGAGAUCUUUCAAACCAGACCAGAAUGAGCACGAUUCAUUCAAGGAGGCCAGAUAAAAAGGCAAAAACCCAUUUAAUGUUGAUCCUAAAAUUCCCACUACCAACCUACCCUUGCAUCUAAUCUUAAGAUCAAAAAAGCUCUCCUAAAAAGUUUUUCCACCUCGCAAUUUUGCUUUCUAUGCAUGCCCGAACUUCAGAAGCUGAUGCUUCGCUUUUGGAACAGACUGCUGCAAGAUGCUCGACUGUUGUUUUGGGCAGUUUCUGCUCAUUAUAGCAGGACAGUGACCAGAAAUCCACUCGAUUAGCUCCAACAGUGCGAUUUUCAGCAAAAUUUCCAUGAGCAAAUGGGUUAAGCAAAGUAUUGUUUCAUUUUUUUGGAAUUAUGCCAAUUUAGGGCUAGGAGGCAAAACAAAUUAAGAAUCAACCUAGAUUUAAAAAAUUGGACCUUUAUUUUAUAUUAUUUUAUUUUGACCUGUAACAUAUACGUUUAGAGUAUAGUUUUUAAUAGUAUGCAUGUUAAAGUAAUGAAUUCCCUCCCUUGAUGACCCAGUUCGUUAUUUUCUUUUGCAACAACCAUUUUUAGCACUAAUGUUUGUGGUCAAUGAAACUCAUUUUCAGUUGGCCCAGCUGUAAGGGUAUUUCCUCAGACUGUUACAGUAGUGGAAGGUGACCAUAUUUUUUUAACUUGCAAUACGAGUGGCAUUCCUUCCCCACUGAUACGCUGGGUACGCAUUGGUCAGUCUGGCGUCGUUUCACAGAAUUCGUCACUGACUGUUGUAAAUGUAAGCAGACCUGGUACCCCUGAUAGCAUGGUCCAGUAUCAGUGUACAGCAAGUAAUGGAGUGGGGAGUCCAGCUGUAGAUGUGGCAAAUGUUACUAUCCAUUGUAAGUAAAAUUUAUAAUUUUCAACCAUCAAAAAUAUUCUGUAACAAACUUCUGUAAAAAGGACACCUGUGUGUUGUGGACCUCUUGACAUGCUUUACCGACGUGUGUGGCUGUCUAGCUUAAAACUGCGGAUUCUGUUGCCUUAACCUAAAACUCGAUGUUAUGUGAGAUUUUGUGGCAAAGACAUCUAUCAUCAUGUGGGCUGAUUGCCAAGGAAAACUUGAAAGAGGUAAAGAAAAGAAAUUUAUCUGAGUUUGAAGCUACAGUGUAAGUGGCAUUAUGUCAAAGGUGUGAUGUUAUCAUAGUACAUCUAGCCUCCCAAAACAGUUCCUUGGAUGUCUCAGGAUACGAGGCCCUCCUUAUCUAAAUGUAUAGUGCUUCCGUUGCUUCUUUAGCAAGUAGCAAGUGAUUGCUGAAUAUAUUUUCGGCUUUUAAAAAGCCAGUAAGCAGAGAGUAGAGCUAAGAUGCUUAAGUGUACAUUAAAUCUUAGUUGUCUAGGUCAUUGAUUAGAUGUUUUGUUUUGUGAAGAUGCCCCAGAGAUUGUGGUUGCUCCUUUAAAUACAACAACUAUUGAAGGCAGAAGUGCUAUUUUAUUCUGUAACGCAACUGGAAGUCCCAAGCCAAAUGUUACAUGGUCAAAAGGAGGCAGUAACACAAUUUUGUCUUCAUCUGAGGAAUUGAUACUGGGCAACCUAACAAGAUCACAUUGUGGGACCAAGUACAAAUGCAUCAUCACAAAUUAUCUGGGAUCUGUUGAGGCGUCAGCCAUAGUCACAGUAUAUUGUAAGUAUAAGUAUACAUAUUCAAAGGAAAUCAUGCUAUCAUCGUCAUCAUCAUACUUUGUUUUCCUUAAAGCUGGUAAAUUCUUUCCUCUAAGAUCCUGCUGUGGUUGCAUACAGUCCAUUGAAUCAGACAGUCUUGGAAGGAACCAACGUGACUCUCCACUGUAAUGCAUCUGGCAAACCAACACCGAACAUAACUUGGACAAAAGAUGGCAGUCAAGCAGUGUUAUUUCUAGGAGACAUUUAUGGUUUUGUUAACGUGCAGAGACAGAAUGCUGGAGAUUACACAUGUACAGCUUGGAAUGGAGUCGGCAGACAAAGCAACGCUACAGCUACAGUAAACGUACAGUGUGAGUCUCGUUAUUCGUUCUUACUUAAAUCAGUUCUCUUUUGUUAUUUUUGUGCUAUGUCUCAUUCGAAGACUCCCAAUAGGGUUGUUUAAUCCCAUGACCUGACCAAAGGAGGUUAAAUCACAUAUCCCACAAUGCAAUGCUUUCAACUAUAUUAUCAAGUUGGCGAGAACACAUGAUCCCUUCAUUUCGAAUGAACACGAAAGAGAAGAGAGUGCCAAUGACCGCCUAUAAUCAACGAUGUUAUACUUAUAUUCCUUGGACACCGAGUACAUUUUUGAGGUCAAAUUAUCUGAUUGGCCUUUCCUUCAGCCGAAAUGUCCGUUUGGACUCGUUAUUUAGUUUGCCCGGAACUCCUUCGGAGCGGCAAAAUGUUGUUUUCCUCAGGGUUGUUCUUCCAUCGAGCAUGUGCUUGAAUCAGGCAAGAUGUGCAGCUUAGAAUCCCCAGGUAAGAGGCAGUCAAAAGUUAUAACAGAUACCUUGUUUGUCUAGAAAAAUAUAGUAAAUAUUAAUCGUGUUGUUUUACGGACUGUUGUGAUUGCGAUUGCAGACUUCACCAAGAAGAUGCUGAAGACGACGAGGACAUUGCAGUGAUCUUGUCCUUGUUAAGGAGCUUCGUGCUCUUUUAAGACGAAUUUGUGUUGUGAAAUGAUUUCUCAUUGACUUUUAAAAGUAACUUACCCUUGAUUAUUCUUUUAACUUUACUGAGGACCGCUUUUACACACUUCACCUCGUAUUCAUUGUUUUGAAUUCUUACCAUGUGGUUGCAUUGUUUACUUGUAUUGGUCUCAAUGACAGCCAUUCUAAAUUAAAAAUUCUUGUUAUUAAAACAAUAGAAAACGUUUUCCGUGUUUGCAUAGCCUGAUAUAAACACGAGAGGGGUUGGGAGAAUUCGAGACAGUUAUGCAGACCCGAGACGAAGUCGAGGGCUUGCAUAACUGUCGAGAAUUCUCCCAACGCCUCGAGUGUUUAUACUUUAUAUCAGGGUAUGCAAACUCAGGAAAAAAGUUUUCUAUUGCUUUUAUAAAAUAACUUUCCCGAGGAAAAACGUAAAACUCUUUGUAUGGCUCUGAUUAAAAGAGAAAUUUUUAGUACCAGUCUUGUCCACGAAGUCUUGCAUUUGUAAUCAGUUCUUGUGCAAAAAGAUGCUUUCCAAACUACGGAUUUUUCUCACUUAAAAUGUCAGCUUAAGCGAAGAAAAAUUGACACACCUUCUUUGUAAUGAUUUUCCAAGUUUCAGCCGACGAAGGAAUGGGUAAAUAAAGUAAACUCGAAAACUUUUUCAAAUUCGUGCUUGCGUGAUUAGCGCGCGAAAAGCAAAACAUCUUGACGCCAUAACCAUGUUUACAUACUCUCAUUCAAACACUCCUCUCCGCCAAUCAGAGCGCGCGUACUAUCUUAGUUAUUUUAUAAAAUGUAGUGGUAUCUACACCAUCAAGUUGUUAUUAAUUGUAUGGAUAUCUCUUCUUUUAUAACCAGUUUGUUAUAAACCUCUUUUGAAGGAGUGAUCAGCCUGCAAUGUUUGCAUCAAUAAAAAGUUUUUUUUUGAAGUGCAAUGAGAGCAGUUGUUAUUUAUCAUUGACCAUUCAAAGAAAAACCUGGACUUGCUGAGUAUCAUAACAUCAGCAAACCCAUAUGCACUCAUCCUGUGGGUCUGUAACCCAAUGAUGAAUUGCAAAAUAUAUAUUUUUUGAAUUUCUAUACCAUUGCUGAAACAAAGUGGGCAAUAAGUUUUAACUCUUUUCACGGUUAUCUUAACUGGGAUAGGGCACUCCACAAUCAAUCAAGACCAAAAAUGAUCAUAUGCACGAGAAAAAUUUAUUUGUAAAGAUAAAACAAUAUUUUAUUUGGGAUUAUUUCUUAAUCGUACAGACAAGUUCAGAAUAACUCGAAACUGUGUUUUGUUGUUACUUUGAGCAUUUGGCUUUAGUGUGAAAAAAAAAACUUUAGUUCCAAACUCAGGGAAUAUUAGCAAAAUGGAGUUUCCAGCCAGUAUUUAUUUAGGGAGGAGAAAUCUCUGUUCAGGAUAGUUUUAUGAACAUAUUUAUCAGCAUCUGUAUUAUCAUGUUCGUCGUAGAACCUCAAUAAUAUUAAAGUUAAAACCAGUUUAGUCUAAAGGUAGGGGGGAGGCUGGAUACGCCACCACUUUAGCUUCUGUGAAGGCAAAGCUCUCCAAUAUGCAAUUGAUUGGUUAUUUUUCAGUUAUGAGAAGACAACAUUGUUGAAUUGCAUUACAAUGAUUACCAUCUACAUUAGAUGGUGUUGCAUACAAAGGAAAAAAAAUAGAUAUAGCAGACUAAAAUAAAAUGGAAUAAAAAAGCAGCUGAGAUUUCCCUGGAAGCAGAGGUUUGUUUCUGGCUUAGCUUUUAGCAUUUAUGAAGUUAUUUGCAUUGUUUGUCUGUUGGGUAGUUGUAAACAAACCAACUACGCAAGUGACAAGUGACACAAGUGACUGUAAAUGCCAAAGGGCAUGCCAGAAAGCAACUCUGCUCACAGGGUAGCUAAGAUAUCAUAGACAGUGUUUUAUGGUGUCGAGGUUUCUUCUUUGAAAUGCGACAUGGAUAACCUAAAAUGACUCAGUUUUCCAGUGAGUAAUGCAGAGAGACUAGGCCAUUUGCCCUAAGAGGUCAUGUGACAUCGUUUUUAUAAAAAUGAAAGUUGUAUGAUUUUGCCCUCUAAAAACGAUUAGUGGGUCAUAUCUUAAACAAAAUGAUAUUGAUUUGGUUUUUCAAACCCACACCAUUUUCUUAAAAUGAGUAAGUUCGUAGCUGGGCACGUGACCAAAAUGUGAUUUUUGAAAUUAUGAAUUGCCUCUUUCUGGACGCAAAUUUUGCGCUUAAACUUCAAGGAACAUUUUGAAACGAUGAUGUGGUGACGUUUACAGCACAUCUGAGCGUAACAAUCAAACAUUUAACAAGAUAUAAGGAUAAAGUAGUUUUGCCCGCGAUGUUGGGGGGCAAGAGUAUGCCCUCCAACACGGCGGCCAAUACAAAUCAUAUUACUUUGUAAUAUGCCAUCGAAUUUCUCCCUUAAAUGCGUUUCCUCUCAAAUUUCCGGUGUAAGAUAAUUUUUAUGUGCUCUGUCAAUUUUUGGCGUCAGCAAGAUUCCAACUCAUUGCUUAAAUGACGCAUUGGUCACGUGACCUCUUAGUGCAAGUGGCCUCUUGUAAUCCUUUCUGCAGGUUGGGUCACAGAAAACCAUCAAUAUAAGACUCUUCAGUUAGAUUUUAAUAAACACUGGGUUAUACUUGUUAGCCAUGGCCUAAUGCUCAUAUCAUAAUUAAUGAAGCAAAUAAUCACUGUUGUUUUAAGAAAAAAAAAAGUGUUGAAAUUCAGGGACACAAUUUGUAAAAGGAAAAUAGAACAUAGAUCAACAGAAAGUUAAAUAACUAACCUUGAAGUACUUUGAGCUGUGUGAAUUUUGCGUUUGAACAUCCCGUUUUAACCACUUCUUGCGACUACUGAAUCAAUGCGACUUUCGAACUUUUAGAAGCAAAGCGUCAUGGGAUACUUGAUCUAUCCUCCUUUGACCUGACCCAAAUUUUCGUGCAAUCCCGUAAUCUAAUAAUUUAUGGCAUCCUGCCUCCCAUGCAUACUUUGAAACAAGAAUCCCGCUCCGAAUUGGCUUUCAAAUUUCGAAUCCAGAGCUUCAAAUAAGGGAAAUCCAUGAAUGAAUUGGAUAAGAUCUUGCUGUGUGGGCCCUUUAUCCUGUGUGUUUUAAGUUGUGUUUAUGAUAAAUGGCAAAGUGUUUUUCUUUUGAUUCCAGAUGAGAGUGUUAUUGAUAAAGGACCAUUUAACAGAACCGUUGUUGAAGGAGAUAACAUCACUUUUUCCUGCAACGCAACUGGCAAUCCAACUCCGAACAUUACAUGGACGAAAGUUGGCAGUUCAAGGGUGUUGUAUCAAGGAAAGACGUACAGUAUUUAUAAGAUACAAAGAGAGACUGCUGGAGAUUAUGCGUGUACAGCUUGGAAUGGAGUUGGAAAAAAAUCUCAUGCUUCUGCCACAGUCAUUGUACACUGUAAGUGGCUUCCUUCAAUUCUUGUUCAUUUGCAGUUUACGUAAAUGGAAUUCAAUUCCGACAGGAUGUUGUGGCUUUAUAACGACGGCUGUUUUGGAGAUGAUAUAUUGCUUACUAGACUUCCAACGCCGUUAUUAUGAAGUAAUGUGAUUCUUAAAUUGAUUUUAUUUUAUUUAAUUGAUACAUCUUUUUAGUGGAGUGGGUAAACGAAAUUUCAGUAAAAUCGUCCAUUGAUUGAAUAAGAAAUUCGUACUUUAGACAAACUGUUGGCGUGGUUAUAUCCUUAAUCACUUGCGACACACGAGUUCCAAACCAAGAAAAUUUGAAACAUACAUCAGCAAGUGCUAGUGGUGGUGAAAAAAACGAGUUACCGAGGAAGUGGAAAUGAAGAAUGAAAACCAAACAGCUGCUGUCACACCAAUACUAACCUGAGAUCAGGCUCUAUUUUCGUUUUGCUUUGUAAAAUACAUUCCAGUGGGCAAGACUAAACGAAAAGAGAACCUGGUGCAAACCUCCUACGAAACGUCUUCCACCCACUUUAAAUUGAUUGACAUUUGCCGAAUCAGCCAACCAAAAUUACUUCCGUUACUUGUUAUUUUAGUAUGCAAAUUUUUCAUACGUGGGAAAAAUGUAGACUCGCUGACUUGAAAAAUAGCUUUUAUCUUUUAGUUUUUUUUAGACCUUUGUUUCGUUAGUAAAUUCGUAAAUUGCAAGUGUACGCAAGGGACCAAAUCAGUUAUGCAUUUGAGAACUUGUUUGGUUUGUCCUGAGAUAAUUUAUAUAUCUUUUGAAAAAGUUCGCAAUAUAUUUCUCCAAGAUUUUAAAGAUUUAUGUACUGAGAAUUGGGGAAACUGUCGAGGAAAAUAAUUAAGGCAACAGACAAAUAGAUAUUUCGGUAUUUUAAAUUAGAGUGAGCCUAGCCAAAAUAUUAAAACUACGACAUCGUGUCGCCGUCUUUUCGAAAACUUUUUACCUUCUACGCCAACAGAUAUAACCUUCAAGAUCUCCAUUAAUCUCACAAGAAUUUAAAUGUGAUUGUGCUGACCGUUUAUUUUUAGUUGAAAAAUCUAUUUUUUGUAAAUCCAGGUAAAUAUUGUCUGCCACUGUGGAAAACGAAACGGCACUUCUAAAACUGCAUGCUCAACUGACCUAUAAACAAAACCAAAAACAAUAUUACAAACACACUUUGUAGUUCUCCGUAGUUGUGUUGUUGUUUUACUUCAGGUCUAAAAUCUUGGCUCGCUAAAUUUAUUAAUCGAAGUUCACAAAUAGCCAACGAGCAAGGACACCAGUUUUCCUGGUUUAUUUUUUACAAAAAGCGAAGGCAAACAACAAGUCUGUUACCUUAACACUAGCACCACCAGAUUUUAUCAUAAUGCCUACAAAAAUUCCUUGAACAGCGUUACAAUGUUUUUCGUCUAAUACUUCACAGUUGGUGACUGAGGUUUCUUUCGCAAUGAGCCUCCGCCUGCGUAUACGGUUCAGAGAAGUCAUUCCCGGCUAAACUUUCAAAUGAAAUCACUUUUAAGAUGGACAGUAUUUUGAUUUGCACUCGUUUGUUGGUAAAUCAAAAGGCACCAUGUUAGCAGUCAACAACUUGCAGAGGGAUAGAUUUCUCAAUUUUCUGAUGGAUUCCAUCUUAAACUGUGUUGAAACAAUAGCAGAUGUGUUUUCAUAGACCAGUGAUAGUAGAGGGUUUUGAAAGCCUUGUGGCUGUAAAAGUUCCUUAUCUUUGCUUGCUGAACCUUUUACUUAAUUAUAGCACUGUCACUGCUUACAGAACAGAUUUUAAGCCAACCAUAAGCCUGCAGUUUUAGAUGAAAUUAUUGCAAAGAAGCGUUUCCUCAGCCCAAUCAAAAGAAUACCCAGGAUCAUGAUACUGAAAACAAAUGACAAAUCUAUGUAUUUCUGCAGUUAUUAUCGGAAUUAACAACUGCAUUGCUAAAUGGAGGUUGCGUGCCUGGAGUAUCCAGUGGCUUCCACUAUCAGCAGCCAGCUGCUAGAUUGAAUGCCCCCAUGACUGGCAUAACAGCGACACCCAGCCAUGACAGGCACCUGUCACACUGAAAACAUCAGUGGAGAAAACCAACAAAGCCUAGGGAGAGGGGGAAGGGGAAGAAAAUGGCUGACAGAACCUAGCACGAAGGAAAACUGACUGUGCCAAUGAGUCAUAUGAUCGAUCUAGCCAGCUACUGGGCAUGUGCAUGCCAAAGACCGCUGACCUCAGGCACUUAAGGCACUCUUAGUUGUUAACUCCUUUAAAUUGCAUUUAAAUGCGUUUAACAACUGCAUCGCUAAAAUAGAGGUUGGGUGCCUUGAGUAUCCAGGGGCUUCCACUAUUGGCAGCCAGCCCCUAGAUUGAAGUAAUGCCCCCAUGACUGGCACAACAGCACAACCCAGCCAUGAGCCCCCACACCAACCUGAAGGGGCCUCCGAGCCAUGGCACUAAGGCUCGGAGAAGGGGCUCGUGGCUUGGAGACGCCCAAGCCCAUAACGGCCAAACCCGAAGUCACCUGAACGUAUGUGUAUGCUACCACCCUUGAUAAGGUACCUGUUACUGAAGCAGCCUCCCAGAAACUUCCAAAAUUGAUUCCACAGGGAUUCUAACGUAGAGUUAAUAUGCAUCACUGGUCCACCCGCCCAUGGUCUUGAUAAGGUGAUCUGGAAUGCCGCAUUGCGCAGGUGCCGUAGCGGCCCCAAUGCGAAAACUGUGGCUUGAAAACUGCCAGGGAUUCCCGCCCCCUGUAACACAGACUGGAUGAAGGAAGACAGACGAGAACGAGUUAAAGGCCGACCAUGGUCCCCGACAGGGGACCAGAUGAGGGCCCUUAAAGAUGUAAAUAUGCCAGGAUGGCCGAAAUUGGACAGAGCACGCCCCAGGUAUAUGAAACAUCCCUGGGGAAACAGGUCAUUUCUAGAACUUUCGAUGUACAUGCAAAGGCUGGAAGGAUUAACCUCAUCAUCUACUUGUAAGUCCUGAACGGUUAAAUGGAUGGAUGGGUCAAAGGUGGAGUUGACCAUAAACUCUCCAGCCCUUAGGAAUCCAAAGAAACCUAGGCAACAGGCAGCUCACAGCAUGACGUGCUCUGAGUUGUGGGUAUCCAAGGAAUGCUGGAUAAUCCGCAUGGUCGGGUGUCACUGGCUGGCAUUGUGUGAGAGUUGAGCCUUGGUGGCGCUUAAUGCCCCGGAGAGGGCACUGAAGUUGGAGGCAGUUCACCAAGGGAUCGGGUAACCCUGAUCGAUGUGCAAGGACCGUAUUGCCGAGAGAUAAACCUUUAUUGAGCAGUGAUGAAAAUGAUCUGCUAGGUGGGAACAAAAACGCAGCAAGGUUUGUUCAUUAAAGAACCAUUUGAACUGACAUAGCCAUCUAAAGUACAGAAAUUGAUGAACUGACACUUCGCUGAACGAUACACCUGUCAGGUUGAAGGAGCCAGACCAUUGGAGAGAUAAAAUUGGCACUUUUGGUCUAAACUACAGGCAGCUGGGCCAAGACCAAAGGAGGGUACUGGCGUUGCUGUGGGAGAUGCAUAAGGAGCUAGCUGAUGGAACUGCUGAAAUUCAAAACGAGGAAUGAUGUUAACUAUGGCAUUUGAUUUUCUAGAAACGUGACGAGCAGUAAAUGCAAAGGAUUUCCGGGCCGCCAACAGGGAGAGGUGACGUAGCAGCACCUUCAAGUUCGAAUCUCGUGAUGUACUGGACCACAACACCUCGACCGCUGCUGUAUUGUCAGAACAGAAUUUUACCCGCUUUGCAGACCACUGGUGACCCCAAAGGGAAGCUGCCGAAACAAUCAGAAAGAGUUCUUUGUAGGCAAUGGAUAAGGGCAUCUGUAAUGGAGACUACCUCCCUGUGAACCAGGGAGCCCCGUAUCCAACAGAGCUAGCAGCGUCAGAUGAGACAUGAAGAUCUGGGAUGGGAGUGCAGCGAGGAGACUGGAAGAAUUCGAGCCACCACGACAAAUCCAAAUGAAAAUUAUCUAUUAAGCCUUAUAGGAUGGUUCUCUCUGCAAAAAGCUGAGAGCAGAUUGAUCAUACGGUGGAGGAAGGUGCAACCAGAAGGGACGACUUUGCAUGCAUGUUGAAGAUUGCCAAUUAAAGACUCCAACUCCUUCCGUGUGCAAUGGCGUUUUUGUGACCAGAAGACCAGGAUUGUGUGGAUACGAUCAAAGAGAAUCAAGUUCUAUGCCUAAAACAGUCAGGAUAGUGGAAGGGCUCUCCAACUUGUCGGGGUGAAGGGGAAUCCCCCAAUCCUGGAAUUGCUGGAUACUGGUGUCUAUGUUCCGUUGGCACGUCUGAGAAUUAGGAGGACCCAGGGUGUGGAAAUCGUCCAGAUUAUGAAGGAGAAACCUCACGUCAUACUGUUUUUUGAGAACCCAUUCCACCAGGUCUACAACUGAAGAAAAAACCUAAGGCGCUGAAGGCAAACCAAAAGGUAAGGUGAUGUCCACAAAGUAAUUUCCUUGCCACUGCAUGCCAAGAAGAUAAAGAUCAUUAGGGUGUACGGGAAUAAUGCGGUAGGCACUUUCCACAUCAAACUUCGCAAGCAAAGUGCCCCGACCGAGUGACAUAAUCUGUCAAUAGUGCCAUCCACUUUCAUUAAUUGAACCGUGAAAGGGUCUUUUCUAAUACCAUCAUUUACGCUGCGACCAUCAGGACUAGAAAGAUUCAGAAUCAAGCACCAUUUGCCUGGCUGGUGUCUUUUGGGGAUGACUCCAAAACGGCUGAUGUGAAGGUGAGGUAACAGAGGGGAAGAAAAGGGACCAGCAAUGCGACCCUUAGCUAACUCCCUGUGAAGGUAGUCAUCAAUAACCGAGGGCUGAAGACUAGCAGAAGACAUAUUCUGUGCGGCCGAUUUUUAGGAGACAGAAGCAGUGUUGAAACCAACAUGAAACCCAUUCUGAAGACCAUCCAAGACAUAGGUUACAAAAGAUUGAUCUGGGUAAUUAUUCCACUCUUAUAGGAGAAACUUUGUAGGGAGGAAGUAGCGGCUGAUGCAACAACAGAGCCAAUGCAGACGAGCAGGAAUCAUUGAAGAAUAAAUUCAGUCCAGGCUUCUGCCGGGAAUCAACACCAGUAAACGCAAACGUGGAGCAAGGAACAGUCAAAGAACUACUAACGGUAUUUACAUAAGAGGGGGCUGCCACCUGCAAGGCAACCUUGUUAACACCAACGGCGUUUUCCCCCGGACGGAGUGAGGGACCAGGAGCGCUGAGACCCCUUGUAGGCUCAAAAGGGACAGUUGGCAAGGGGGUGUUCACCAUCGCAUCUUUUGCAGACAUGACGAUACCGACAUUUACCCAGAGACCAGUGACAGGUGCCAUCAUUCCAGGAUCGACAAUACUGAAUGGGGUCGAAGGAACGCUUGGAUUUGAUGUUCGAUGAGGCUGAGGUAUGGGCCAGGAAGUCAGGCGAGGAGCUGAUUGACCAGUAAUGGUGCUGGAUGCACGUGUGUGGAAGUUGUAUAAAUUCAGGUUCAUCUGAGACCAGUCGGUUAGAAAAUAGGCUGCAGCAUCCUUCCUGAAUGCCAUGUCAUCAUUCAACCAAGCUGGUCUAGGAAACUGACAAGCCAUCUGGAGGAUCAGUAACUUAUACUGAGUAGUAUCCUGCCAGUGAGAAGGGUAAGUACUGCAGAAGAUCCACUGGUAAAUGGUAAAGGCCUGAAUCCAUGUUAGAAUGUCGGUGAUCUCUACCACCCUUUUUUUGGCAGGGGCAAUGAGUAGUUUACCAUCCAAAUAGGUAUGAGGCUUGCCAAGCUCAACAAAGGUGCCACUGGUGAUUUUGGCCAGCAGUUUUCCCAGGAUUGGCGCGUAACUGGGGCCAACUACAAAUUCUUUCCCGACUGAAGGCACCAAGGUCAGGCUGCUGGUCGACAGUACCAAGGAUGGUGGCUACGAAGCCGGGACCGGUGGCUGAGAAGCACAAAGAAGCACGGGAAUGCCAACAGACGAAUAAGUAGAAAGAAAUGGCGGCACAGUCACGCUACCUGCUAAAGAAGAUGAGCGACAACCAGUCGAGGUCGAUGUUUGAGUCGACGGCACAUUUAUCGUGGAAGAGGCCACGCUGGAAUUGCCAGACCUGCUGCUGGAAGAAUUUGGCGCUCCGUUCUCCUGAAAAGCCGUUAACAUCUAAGGGAGCGACUGCUGAAAAGCUUGGGAAAUGGCCUGUGACAGAGUCUCUGCUGAGAUGGCGACCAAAGAGGGCGAUGAAGUAAAGGAGGACGAAGAAGUGGAAGCUAAUGUAGUCGAGGGGGCGGAUUCACCACUAGACGUAGACGAAGCGGUACCGUGCGGGUCACUGUUGAAGCGUGGGAAAUUUGGAAUGUAGAACCAUAUUGGAGCGAAUUUAGAACUGGAAAGAUAGGUGUGUUGUCAGGGAAAAAAGGAUGCACAUGAUCUUAACUUUUUUCCCUUUCCAUUGAGUUGCUGGAUAAAUAAAAUCUGUCUCAUUGGUCCACGUAAGUAACUGCUUUGACUGUCUAUAAAUGUAAACCCAAAUAAUUGGUCUUCAACAUUUCUAUCGUGGUGGAAAAUCGAAAAGGAGUGGCUGAGUCCAUGUUGGGAUGGCAUGCUUUGUCCCCAUUAUCAUAUAUCAAUUUGGAGAGCAAGGGAUGGCGCAGUGGUGAGAGUGCUCGCCUCCCACCAAUAUCGCCCAGGUUCAAAUCUUGGUGUCAAUGCCAUAUGCGGGUUGAGUUUGUUGAUGGUUCUCUCCCUUGCUCCGAGAGGUUUUUCUCCGGGUACUCUGGUUUUCCUCUCUCCAAAAACUAACAUUUCCAAAUUCCAAUUCGACCAAGAAUCAGGUGGAUGAAGAACCACUUUGUGGAUGUGCUUCCUCCAAAUCAUUAUUAUUAUUAUUACUAUUAUUGAAACUAACGAACUGAAUCGAUAUUUCUGACCAUUCGUGGAAUAACUCUUGCUGAAGGAUAAUAAUAUUUUUGUUAUUUCAUUUUAAAUUCUGUCCUGCAUCGUUAGCCCAUUAAAGAUGAACUGGUUUAUAAUCAAUUGAAACAUAUUGUUUUUUUUUCGUAAACAAAGUCUUUUUGUGUCUGUUGGUUCGAGUUACAUAAUCUCGGGGGUAUAUACUCUUUCAGAUGGCAGCACGAUUGAUCAAAAGAUAUCGAGUGUGGUUGUUAUUGAAGGAAACAACGUCACUAUUAAAUGCAACGCCACUGGAAACCCACCACCCAACAUCACUUGGAUAAAGGAUAUCAGUCCAUUGGUGUUUUACCAAGGAGAGAGUUAUGAUAUUGUUAAUAUUGAUAGAAACUCUGCUGGUGAUUACACAUGCACAGCAUGGAAUGGAGUCGGUGAAAAAGCGAAUGCAACUGCUGCAGUUACAGUGCACUGUAAGUUAUUCUUUCCUUACAAUGCUUGACUCUUAAGAUUCAAUGCAUAUUGGUGUAGUUAGACUUGCGUAGACAUGAAAAAUGUUUUGCGCACCAUGUUCCCACAAUUGCAAUACUACGCUUAUGUGCCUUGUCAAUUUGAGGUUAAGAAUAAAAUGCCAGUUCUGAACUCAAUACCAGUAUAAUGUGUUGGCUUUCUCAAACUCAUUAAUAAUUCAUUAAGAAAAUACAAAGGAAAGUAAUGUUUAAUGAGUGUUUGGAAAUCGGAUGAAACACUGCUUAGUAUUUGCAUCCUUAAUUUCUCCUUCAAAAAUGAUUUUGUUUGAGAAGAAAUAUCAAACAUUCGACACAGUGUUUCAUCACCAGAUGAAACACCUCGAAGUUCGUCAAAAAUACUCCGCUGCGCGUCGUAUUUUCAACUCUCUUCUCGGUGUUUCAUCUGGUGAUGAAACACUGCAUCUCAUGUUUGAUAUAUUACUUCUCAAACUCAUUAAUAAUUCAUAAAGAAAAUUCAAAGGAAAUUAAUGUUUAAUGAGUGUUUGGAUAUCAGAUGAAAAACUGCUCAUUUUUGCAUCCUUAAUUUCCCCUUCAAAAAUGAUUUUGUUUGAGAAGAAAUAUCAAACAUUCGACACAGUGUUUCAUCAACAGAUGAAACACCUCGAAGUUCGUCAAAAAUACUCCGCUGCGCGUCGUAUUUUCAACUCUCAGACUCUUCUCGGUGUUUCAUCUGGUGAUGAAACACUGCAUCUCAUGUUUGAUAUAUUAUGUCAAUCCUUGGUUUGUGCGAGUUGGUCCCGUUGUGUAGUACCGAAAAAAGGAUUAACCUGCAGAUAAGUAAGGGAAUGUUCAACGGAAAAUAAUGAAUGAAAGUGCGGUGUUUUGGCUUCAGUUUCUCUCCAUGCAGCUUAUCGGAAUUUUUUUUUCCCUUAUUUGUUUGAUUGACAGUUAUUUCUCUGAAAUUCUUGAUAGACUGGUAUCGUUUUAACUAAAGUAAAUGUCUUAAUUGAAAUUACAAUCUUGGCCACAGACGAAAUGUUUGAGAGGAUCUUGUUAUUGAGAAGUGUACAUGCGCGAAGUAAAUAAGGAAAAAUCAGCGCAUCUCGACGACCAGACUGCCUUGUGUCUGAAAUUUUGCUUUGUAUUUUUAAAAUUUUGCUGGUAAAUGUCUUGAAGCAAUGUUUCUAACUUCGACAGAUGAAAGUGCUAUUGAUCUGGCGCUAUCAAACAUUACGGUUGUUGAAGGAGAUAAUGUCACUCUGCACUGUAAUGCCACUGGUAUCCCAACGCCAAACAUUACUUGGACCAAGGAUAGCAAUCUGACCGUGAUACAUCAAGGAGGAACCUAUAACGUUGCUGAUAUAGAGAGAAAGGCUGCUGGAGAUUACACAUGCAGAGCUUGGAAUGGAGUUGGUAAACAGGCCAAUGCUACAGCUUCUGUCACUGUACAUUGUGAGUUCACCAUUACCCAUGAUUUAUGAUAUGUCUAGUUCAUAGUGUAGUUGCUAAACUGCUAAGGUCUCUAAGGAGACUUGCAAUGUCAGAAGAUCAGUGGGCUACAAAAUGCUGUUCUAUGACGGUAUUUAACUUGUUUGACAUAACAGUCUCAGGACAAAAAGGGUUUGUCUUAUGUAGUGAAAGUGUUAAACAAAUAGACAAAUUAUGUCCAGUUGGUCUUGACUAGAUUAAAAAAGAUGGAAGAAGAAUGUUGUCAUUACUAACAUAUCCAUGUUAAAGGACCAUUUACACGCAAAUAGCUAUAGCGCUCGUGCUUUAAACAAAACCUGCUACAAGCUAACUAUAUUUUUCUGAAAAGUAUAAUAGCUCAAAAUGGUACCAUUUUCGUUUCGUUUGAUUGAAAGGAAUAAUAAGAGUAUAAGUCACACUUGCACUGUAUCUCUUAAAUUUUCUUCUUUUUUAAACGAAUCGAAGCUUGUUUACGUGGCAUGUUUACGUUCGCAUGCAUUGCUUGUGUGUUGCAACUUUCAUUCAAAACAAGCUAUCUCGAUUGCUCUGUUUGGGCCACGCCUAAAUAAUAAAAGAGCGUAAUAUCUGACUAUUAACCUUCCGGGUAAUGAGUGAUCUGUGGGGGCUAUAACAAGCUGGGUGUAAAUGGUUCUUAACCCUGGCUAACACCUUAACUAAACUUGGAAAGAUGAGUGAUUGUCUUUGAGAAACAUGGUGCUCGCAAGGUUCGCUCUUCCUUUAUGUCUUCCGCAUGGAAAUAGAAAUUGUUUUGUUCACUUGAUUAAAAAGGUUCCCGAGGAAUAGUUGUUACAGAAGCUGUAAACAUAACCUUGAAGAUAAUAUUUUUGUUAAUAGACGAGAGUGUUCUCUACAUGUCACUGUCAAAUGUAACUGCUGUUGAAGGAGACAACGUCAGUCUACGUUGUAAUGCAACUGGUAAUCCAGCACCAAACAUCACUUGGAACAAAAAGGGCAAUCCAGAAGUAUUGUAUCAAGGAGAGACCUACAGUAUUGUCAACAUUCGGAGAACGGCUGCUGGAGAUUACUCGUGUACAGCUUGGAAUGGAGUUGGUGACAAAGUCAGUGUUUCAGCUUCUGUCACCGUACAUUGUGAGUAACAUGUUUCAAAAGUCGCUCUUUCGUGGUUAAUGUUAGACAGAUUCCAGCCCUUAUUUGCCCUUUUGCCAUGAUAUCUCUGUGGAUACGUAGAGGCACUUUUGGUGUCCAAACUAAAAUGGUGUGAAUGAUUUUUACUUAAAAUUGUCGUCAGACCCCAUUUUUUUUGUCAUGAUUGGGUAGUACUUUUUUGCAAACUGAAAAGAUUAUCCAUUCUUUUGAAUGUUAAGGAACAUUUCUCCCAGACGGUAAAGCAACUGUGAGUAUUUUCACAAUGUCAGUUAAAACAUCCCUGUUGACCAGUCAUGGUGUGCUGUAUAUUACCCCAAUUCCCUUCCAUCACUUUUUGGGUAAUGGAAUACAGAUAAUAAUGAAAAGGACAUAAGUUAUUUUGUUCUCAAGGGUGUCCCAGAUGAUCCAUAAGAGAAUAUACACUAACAUUAGAUUGCUCACUUGAGAAGUUCGACAUCUUUAGAAAGUCCUUAUGCUUAAGGUCUGUGACGUAAUUAGUGAUCUGCUCAGUUUUAACAUCUAAUCGUCAUGUGCUUUCUUUCUCUUUUCCCUCUACUCAGAUCCCCCGAGCAUAAGUGGUUUACCACCCAAUACUGUUAUCCAGGAAGGGAAAAAUGUCACACUUUACUGUAACGUCACAGGGAACCCAAGUCCUAAGAUUACGUGGACCAAAGAUGGCAGUGUUAAAGUGUUGAGUGGGGCAGAAAGGUUUAUCAUCCUCAACGUGACUCGUCAACAGGCUGGUGACUACGUUUGCACAGCCAGGAACGGAAUGGGAACCAGUGCAAAUACCACUCUUAUGCUUACUGUACACUGUAGGUUACAUUCAGGCUUCAUUGACAGUAGAUUAAACGAAAUUGCUCUUAAACAGAAACAUUAUUGUGCAGCGCUGUCCUAACAUUAUCAGGUCCACCUAGUUGACAGGCGUCUUUGGGCUCAGCCUGGAGUGGUUAAGUAUUGACGUGCUUAGGGGUGAAAUUUCAAUACCUUAAUCAUGCGAUCAACAAAGCGUUCAAUUUAUAUUGUUUUCACUUUCUCAGCAAUCAUUUUUAUUCCACGAUGUGGUAACUGAUCCCCAGUAAAUGUGUGCUGUUCUAGUGACAAGUUGCCAAAAACAGGAAAAGACCAACAUAAACCAUAUGAUAGUAGUGUAUUUGUUAGUUUAUGGUAUAAAUGGCCUGGGUGCUAUAACACUCGUACUCUUCACAUUCAACCUUGUAGCUUUAGAAAUUGCAAUGUAUUUCAAAGUAUAGUCCUCCAGGAUGUUCGAAAGGUUAUUUGAAUUUGAGCGAAUUAAAUUCACUCCAUUUUCUCGAAAUAAAAGCGCUUGAUGAACUAUAGAACGAUUUGAAUAACAAAUCUGUUAAAUCAAGUUUUAUUUUUUAGAUCCAUCUUCGGUUGGUACUAGACCGAUGAACCAAACUGUCAUGGAAGGACAGAAUGUAACUCUGCACUGUAAUGCCACUGGUAAUCCAGCACCAAACAUCACUUGGACUAAAGAUGGUAAUGCAGUGGUUUUGUACCAAGGAGAGACGUAUACAAUUUAUAACAUACAAAGAGAGGCUGCUGGAGGUUACACAUGUACAGCCUGGAAUGGAGUUGAUGAUCAAACAAAUGCUACAACUUCUAUCACUGUGUACUGUAAGUUAUGGGGAUAUUUCAUUGCCUGUAACAGCGCAAUGAUAUGAAGUAUAUAUACGAGGAUAACAUUACUGUCUCGAUCAUCCCUACCCUUUAGGGAUAACUGGCGAUUCUUGAAGGUAUUUGACAAGGAAAAUUUAUACCAGUGCAAGAUUGUCUCUCACUUAAGUACUGUGUGCUUUAAUGCAUAUUUUUAAACAUAAUACAAGUGCAUACCAAGAACACCAAACGAGUGUGACACGUCUUGUAGCAGUGUUUACAUUUUUGGCACCACCAGCAUUAUCUCAUAGCUGGAGGCGGCUGAGUCCUUGUCUUGAUUGCAUGGAUGAAUCUCUCAAAUCAACGUCGACUGUUCAUAUGCCAUUUGAACAGCUGUCAACUUGUGUCUUUUGUCUUCUACAGAUCCUGCUGUGAUCCACCAGGCUCCAAGCAACCAAACUGUUCUUGAAUAUAGCAACAUCACCCUUGUCUGCAAUGCAACAAGUAACCCACCCUCUAACAUCGUAUGGACUCAAAACGAAAAUAGUACCAUUCUCCAUCAGGGGAACGCUUUUAUUAUUAGGAAUGUUACAAGAAAUUUUAAUGGGACACGAUAUAAGUGCACCACAGAGAACAAUGUCACUGAAGAUGCUUAUUCAUAUGCGGUGGUUACUGUGUUAUGUAAGUAUAGUUUCCAAUAAUGAUAGCACCAGUUCAAGUUAGUAUACAGAUAAAACUAGUUUGUGAAUUUCGAAUAAAAUUCACUCGGAGAAUGGCAGUCAUUAACGCCCCAAUUUUUUUGCAGGGUAUAAUAUACCCUCGUCCACCAGCUUGGUCCAGAAUUUGUUAAGGCACAAAGUUGAAAUAUUAAAGCUUGAUUAGAGGCUGACGAACAUGAGGGGUUAUUUUUGUAGGCAAUCCCUCGUCCGUUCCAAGGCUAAAAUCUAAAGUAUUAGGAUAGUUAGAGUACGGACCCAGGGCCCUAAAAAAACUGUAAGACCAUUACUAUUUUGAACACUGGCCCACUUCCUUGAGCCAUGGAAUAGUUUAUUUUACGUUACUCAGUAACCUUCUGCCAAUUAAUCUCCUUGUUUUUCAGAUCCACCCGAAGUUUCUGUCUUGUCACCAAACCGAGUUCUGGAAGGCGAUAAUGUGUCACUUAUAUGCAAUGUCAGUGGCAACCCACAUCCUAAUGUUGCGUGGGUUAGAGCAAGGGAUAACUCUGUGUUAAUAAACAAUAGUAAAGCACUGUUGACAAAUAUCAACAGAACGGAGUCUGGAGUCUUUCAUUGUCUAGCUUGGAAUGGAAUUGGGGCAAAUGCAUCAUCGAAUAUUAGUAUUGAUGUAUUGUGUGAGUAUGUUUUUAAUAAAGAAGACCUCAAAGUCCCUUUAGUGUUGAUUCCUUCAGAGGUCAAUUGAGAAAUCCAAGCACAAUUUGAUUAUUCCAUUUUACUCAAGUUAUUUGCAACUGGGAAAGGUAGCUUCAGGUCAAGUAAUUCUCAUGUAUAAGAGAAUGGAAAUACUUGACCUUUAAAUUCAUAUCUGAAGAGGCUGUUGAGCAACUGAGAGGACAAUUCCCCCUGCCUUGUGUAGUAAAUACUUGUUACUAAUGUGUGAACCACAACUGCAAAUUUCCUUGAUGUUUCUUGUUUGCGGAGGUUGGGUAUUGUGAUUUGAGGCAGGUAUUGUUGGGUGUCUAUUCAAGCUUUUCUACUUUGUAAUUUAGUCACACAGGCAACUGCCAUUUUUUAUCAAAUAUAAAGUUAUGGGCACACAAUCAGACACAUCACAUGAGUAGUUUUCGAUCAUUUUCAUACAUUUUUCUCUGAAAAUUUAUCAUAUACUUCAUGCGUUCUCAUUUAGCAAGUUGUUAGAAUGUUUCGUCUCACCCUAAAGUUUUCUGUGCAUUGCUUUUCGUCGUUGGAGGAUGACAAAUACCGCAAGUUAUGCCAGUAUUCUUGUUGUUGUGAAGCUCCUUCUACCGAUUGAAGCAUAUGUUAAAAACUUAAAGGGGCUUUGUGUAUCUUUAGUUAUGAAACAAUCUGUAUGCCAUGCAGUGUGUUCCUUAACACACAGUUAAAGUGUAAGAUCAUAGAAUUUGUAGGAAGGUUUCUAGUAUCCCGAACCACCCUCUUAGAGCUAAUUUCCCCGAGACUAAGAUUAAAAGAUACAACUUAAGGAAUAAAUCUCCCGCAUUGCCCGCCAUUCAUACGGACCGUUUCAAGAAUACAUUCUUUAACAGAAUUGUCUUUAAGUAUAAUGUAGCUUUGUAAAUAGUGCACUUUCUGUAUUCGAUUUUUGUAUUUGUUUCUAUGUAUAUUCUAAUCUUAUUUACAGACAUACUUUAGCCCAUUAGCAUUGUUAUAUUUAAAUGUAACAAGAUAUGUAAUUUUAUCUUUUGAACAAUAAAGACACUUUAUUUAUUUAUUAUUUAUUUAGUUAGUUAGGAUAGUAUACAGCAGCUUUUAUUCUAAGAGUAGCUGGCUGGGGCGUCAUCCAGUAUUACUUUCCCAAUUAACAAGCGAUAUCUUUGUUGCAAAAAUGUGUUAUCGUUCUAGCUCAUGUGGCUACUGUUCACUUCACCUGUGAUCACGUAAAAGCAAAAAAAAGUAGAGGUCCCUACAAGUCUUCUGCGUAAUUUUUGCCACAAAUUUGCUCCUCACGUCGUUUUUCUCGUUAUGCCAGUUUUCCAGAAGAAUAAUUCUAAACUACAUUUUUGUCCUUGUGAAAGGUUCAUUCAGGGCCAAUUAUUUCCAAGCCAUACUGAAAAUUUAUAUUACUGCGUCCCCUUCCUUCGGCUUCGUCUCAGGUUAUGUUUUACUCUUCACUCUAACACAUUUGUGAAAACAGUUUCAUUGGUAUUCCUUUAAUUUCACCAGAUCCUCCAGAGAUAGUUACUCCUCCUGUGGAUCAAGUUGUUUGGGUUGGACAACUAGUAAAUCUCUCCUGUGACGCUGUUGGUAACCCUACGCCCAAGAUCUUCUACACAGUAAUUGGAGAUAAUGGCAUAGUUGGUUUUGAGAAGAUGCUUGUCAUUAACAGCUCCAGUACACCUUACAUGAAGACUUUCACCUGUAAUGCUAAUAAUACGAUAGGACCAGUGGCGGCAGCUAAUGCAACUAUAACAGUUUUAGGCAAGUGUAAUGUGACAUUUUGAACAAAUGUUCUUUGAAGAUUUGCUAAACAGAUUGCUGCCUAAAUGAGGCAAUUAGAAGCCAAUAAAAUAAGCAAACGUUCUCUUGGUGUUGGUGUUGGAAUGGGUGAGUCUCUUUUCUUCUACCUUCUUUUAUGGUAUCUUCCAAACAAAUUUUAGCCGAUGUGGGCAAAUUUAUAGGCAGAGAUCACAACAAACGUUUACUAGAAGACAGGGUUGCAUUAGUCUCGUUUUUGCUUUGGCAUAUGGUGAACCAAUCCUUUUGUUAAUUAAGGGAGCUUCAAAAUGUUUGUGGGAUUUUUUUGUAAAUUAUGGGUAAUCAGCAAUUUUGCUAGUAGACUUUUAAGCAAAAAAUCUCGGGAAAAGCCGAUUGCAUUUCAAAAUGACCGCUCUCUGCCGAGCGGUCUAAUUUAAAGUAAAACCUAACACCUUUUUUGUUCAACAGCAAGACCUUGUGCACAGAAUCCUUGCCUGAAGGGAAGCUGCAUAGACGUUAAUAUUGGCACGUAUCUCUGCAAUUGUAGCUACGGUUAUCAAGGAGCAAACUGUGAUCAAGCGAGUAAGUAUGAAACCUGAACAUGGUAAUUUUUUGACAGCUUUAUCAAAAGGCUUGUUACAUGAAUCCAGUAUUUGACGAGUCUGUCAAACAGAAGGAGAGUGGACGAAAAUUCUCAGAGGAUUCUUUGAAAUACAGGGGAAAGUUUUUGAAAACACUUAAAUCGCAAGUGGUUCCAGAGGUAGGAAACAGCCAUACUUAAGGAUUACGUAAACUCAAGGAUCUGUUAAGUAAGGUUGAUUCUAAAUAAAUGUGACUGUUAAGAAAAAACCAGUUAAAAGUAGAAGGUUAUGCCACCUACUAAUAUUAAUUUGUUCUUCUUUGCAGUUCCCCCCAAAACAGAUGUUGUAAACGGUUUGAUAACUCUCAAGAAGGACAGAUACAUUUAUCAUCCAGAUUACCAGAACCACAGCAGUGCAAUGUUCACAGAACUAAGCUCUAGGUUUUGUGAGAAUGUAAGUCCAUGUCUACUACAACCCUUGUAUCAUCCAAUUCUUGGUGCCCUGAUGGGUUCUUUUCAUUAAAUAGGUAAUGAUAUAUUAGAGAAAUUUAGAGUCACUUCUACGGGAAACAGCAAAUGUGAGAUUCAAGUCGACAGUUUCUCGAUUUACGAAAUGAGCAAAUAUAACAGUCCAAGUUGAUUUUUAUAGAUGAAACACGCUUGGAGCGACUUACCUUUGUAUAGAAUUAUAAAUAUACGGUAAUCAACAACUAAAUGGAUAACUUGGUCACGUGGUAUAUAUUGGCGUUUGCCGUAAAGGUGAUUUUUAAUCUCUAACGUAAGGACUGUAUAUCUGUUCAUCAGCCAGUAGUGUUGAUCAAAAUGCAGUUUACCAUGUUACUCCAAGAUUCAAUACUGAAUACAGAUGAAAUUAUCAACCUUAACCGUGCUUCAUCAACCUUCACAGCGUUGCUAAAUAACAAUUAUUCCUCGAGCCCGAAUGAGAUCUGAGUCUCGGCCUCUUGGGCUAUUGACUCAGAAGCCGCGAGGGUGAGAGGAAUAAUUGUUUUUGUAAAAUUCAACUAGUUGGUCAAAAAUAUCGAGACAAAACAACUUUAACUAGCAAGACGCAAUUCAGCUUCCAUUGUUCUGGUUAUCAAAGCCGGCGCUUUUCGCUGCAAGUGGGCAAAAACAUAUAGCCUAGUAGUAGCUCAACCAAUCAGAACGCAGCUUUGAUAAUAGACCACUAUUUGGAUUUUACUAAUGUAAGUUAUCUCAUAUAGCCAAUAGAACAAUAAAACCGUAACCAGGUAAAAAGCAAUGGAGAUCCGUACCUGUAGUCAUAGUAGUAGUAUAAGAGGGACUGGUUAGAACCCCUUUUUGCGGAGGAAUACAUCAACGCCGAUGACGUCGUAAAUGAGAUUGCACCGCAUAUUAUUCCUAGGAUAAAGAAGGCUUUGACGUCAUUGGCGUUAAUGUAUCCACAGCGAGUUGUUGACACUCUAGCCUGUGUACAGCCGGCCCCUCCACGAACAAAAAAAAGUUCUGGGUAUGUAAACGGAUAGCUGUGUUACAGUGGACUUUUCUGCUGAGGAUACCUUCGUUAUUUUUACCUUUUUAGGUGACUGUCUUGUUUCAAGGCGAACCACAGUUUGGUCACUGUAAAGUCAAUGACAUCAUGUAAGGAUGAAGUUCAGAUAUUUAAGGAAAUAAUACAGAUUUGUUAAAAGGGUACCACACCAUAUCGUGUCUUCAUAGCAAAGCUAACUUCAACAGUUUUACACGAUGUAAACCUACCAAUAAUAAUUUCCUCCAAUGAAUCUCAUUAAAUCUUCUCCUUUUGAUUAAACAGUAAGAAUCACUUUAACAGUGAAACGCUAUGAAAAUGAUCUUAAACCUUUUUAUGACAUCUUCUUUAACAAUCCCGUAAAAUUGGUUUAGUGCUUUUGGUAAAUGUUGUGUCUUACACAGAAAAGAGCGGAAAUACAAAGGUCAACAAAAUAUGUAGAAAAAAGUCUUACGUCUCUAGAGAAACUAUUUCUUUUUCAAGAAAACUUGUUUCACUAAAUUAAAAAAUGACACAGCUCUCGUGUUUAUGAAAAGCUUUAACAUUUUUGUUGUUGUUGUUUUCUGCUUUUUCAUGUAAAUUGCUAUUAUAACACACGUUGCUUCAUUGUUUUCGCCUACAGAAAUGGAAGUGUUGUGGUAAACUUUACUUUGAUCUUCAUCAGGGGAAAUAAAUCUGUAGACAACCUGCUACAGGUCUUAAAAGAAUCUGUCGACAACGGCAGUGUUGUAGCAAUUCCAGUAGAGAGAGAGACACUUCACCUCAUUUUACCUUGUGAGUUAACACUUUGUAUCUCACCAAUCUCGUUGCUGAAAUGGGUUGUUGGUCCUCAUCAGGCCCUGUACGAAACACCAUCGUCUUAGAACAUUUCGUAUAUGCGUAUGUUUUGAUCCUAGACAUUACAGCCCUGAUAAACUGCACAAUUGGCCACCAUGUGUUUAAUGGUAUUCUGGAGUUGAAACAUGUUUUAACCUAACCCGCCAGAUAACCAGAUAAUGCUAUUGGCAUAUCACCAUUUGCUUAAUCCACUAAGCGACAAUACUACUGGUCAUGCCACGUUGUCUACUUGGGACAGUCAUGUUGCAUGUGUCUGGAGAUAUCAAACGAGAACAGACCACCUGCUUUCACGAGCGUAGCCUUACUGAAUACUAUGUUGGUUAAAUGCAGGCAAUAGUAAACAAAUGUGUAUAAAUGUAAAACUAGCACAGGGGACGGGGGCGUCACUACUGUCACGGUCAGUGUGUUGGUGAGCCCUAAUUGCCACCUGCCCUUUAACUUACGGAUUAUCGUUUGUAAUUAAGAGGGUGGCCACUUUGUGAAAUCAUGAUUAAACUCGUUACCACAGUCUAUUUAAAAAAAAAUUACCCAAGCUGUAACCGGGUUUGAAUCUACUAACAGCUACUACUGGCAAUGGCAUUAGGUAACUGUACUUUUUUUUUUUUGUCCUUUAGCUACCACAGCUCCCCCAACCACAGUUCAAGUUCUGCCACCAUCAGUUGCUGCGCGGAAAAAGUCCAUGUCGCCAUGGAUAAUUGCUGUGCUUGCUGCCAUUGGUGGACUAGUGUUCUUGGUGUUCAUUUGUGCUAUCAUACACUGUUGUGUAUUGAGAAAGAGAAAAGUCAAGAAGCGAGGUAUACGAAAAUGAUCUGUUUGGAGACAUUCUUAUUGGUCUAAAAGGCCCAAUAUUAGUGUCUCCAAAAUCAAAAAAUGUAUGCGUUACAAGAUGUUGGGGGAAUGGAAAACCUCCGCCUCUACGAUGUAUUUGUGACAGCCUUCGAUAGUCAGAGUCAAUUACGUAAAUAACUCAUCUCUUUCGUUGUUGUUGUUACUUCAUUUGAAUGGAAAGCAGUAUUUUCAGCUUAUUCUGAGUAGGUUCUAGCAUGACAAAAUGUACGUUCACACUUGGUUUAACAGAUCUCAAAUUAAAUUUUGUAGCUAUUUUUUGGUUUAUCUUUAUCACUGGAUAACUAAAUUUGUAGUUAGUUAAUGAGGUAUACAGUGGUCACGAAAAUGAUCAUUGUGAUAAACAGCCAUCCCCUAUGGGAUGAAGGCAGUAGCGAUAGUUGCUUUUCACUCUUUCCAUCUUGGUAAACCACUGGCUUUGUUUCUUGUUUAAUGACUUACUUACCUUGCUAUAAUUCAACAUGUGAAUAGGUAUAAAAACCCUAUUACUAUGUAUUAUAGCAAACUGUUAUAUUUCGAAAUUUAAAUAAAAGUUGAAAGUUGAUAGCAAAUACUUUCCUAUCGCAAUGAGACCAUACUGACAUCCCAGAGAGAUUUUUCCUUUUCAGGAUGGAGACGAGGAGAAACACUUUUGUAAUGGUCCCCAAAUUUUUGAGGAUUGUGGAAUGUUUUCUCCCAUGACCUGAUGAUAUAGCUUAAAGACAGUGGAAAUAGCCUUUGAAAAACAAUAACCAUCUUUAUUUUUUUUGUGGAUUAUUUGAGAAACCUGUCGACCAUAUUUGCGAGUAAAGGAAGGCCCUGGAGAGAAGUUAGAGAAUUUGUUUACAUUGCAUGCCAACCAUGAGUCUUACUCAUUUGUUUACAUGCCAUUUGUCCUUGUUUACCUAUUACAGGCAUAUGUCAACGGUACGAGGAAUCAACGUAAGUACUGGUCGGCUUCUUUAUUUUGUUCUAUUCGUUCGAAGUAUGCCCUCCUUAUUAGUGUGACCAAAACUAUGCAUUCAGUGCUUCUUAGAAAAGAAAAGUUAUCAUUUUGUUAGGGGUCCAUUUUUUGGCUCCCCUUCAACUAACGUGUUCUUACAACCCCUAAUCCCCUUUUACGGGGAAGAUCAAACAAAUAUCUUAAGGUGUUGAUUUACUUCCUUUUGACAGUGGUAAAUGGAUCGAUCUGCCUCAAGUCGGUGAUGGGAAAGGAUCUGACGAGGUUUACGGGUAUACAGGACCUGGAGCUUAUAUUCAUGAGGGACCCACUGUAAGGGUACCAGCUAACCAGGUACAUUUUUUUCUGACUUCUUGGCAGAAGAAAAUUAAAUUUUGGAAACCUUGAAACAUUUUCUUUUCACAUGGGACAAGAAAUGGUUUGGACAAAAUUCUGUUAGGACAGAGAAAAAGCCGGUUUUUUUAUUGCGAAUCAGGGAAAACGGGAAUUUUGAGUACAAAAAAAAUGAAUAGAUUACAUAUACUUAGGUCAGAGCAGUAAUUUAGGUUACUGUUAUCCAAGGAAUAUAUGCAAACAAUACAAGAUGUUAGAUAUUAAACAACUACUUGUCCAAAAAGUGUUUCGUUGAAAUUCUACCAAACAUUGGCAAAUGCGUUGGGAAGCUUCUUUAUAUUUAGUUAGGAGAUUUUGAGAAUGGUCUCUGCGCUAGCCUUGUUUAUGGAAUAUGUUAGUCAGGGUAAAUCCAUCGCCCUAAAGUAACUUCAGUCUAAAUGUUAAUGUUUUUCAGGAAAAUGGCUAUCACAGUGGUAUUUACGAAAGAACUCCUGAUGAGCCAAAGCCAUCUGUCGUUCAAUUCAGUGAUAAAGCUAAUGGUAAUGUCUUGAUUAAUGUUUCUGCCUGA
Molecule: messenger RNA, 38714 nt
Organism: Porites lobata
Lineage: Eukaryota; Metazoa; Cnidaria; Anthozoa; Scleractinia; Poritidae
Source: the annotation of a GenBank genome assembly